Molecule: messenger RNA, 3738 nt
Organism: Saimiri boliviensis boliviensis (Bolivian squirrel monkey)
Lineage: Eukaryota; Metazoa; Chordata; Mammalia; Primates; Cebidae
Biological process (GO): regulation of transcription by RNA polymerase II; embryo development
Cellular component (GO): nucleus
Molecular function (GO): DNA-binding transcription factor activity, RNA polymerase II-specific; RNA polymerase II transcription regulatory region sequence-specific DNA binding
Source: RefSeq, a predicted model, not a curated record
UUAAAAUGGGUGAGGAAAUACAUCGUUUCCAAAAUUCUUUAUUGUUGUGGGAGAAAAAUGUUUGAAGACUUGGGCCCUGCCUGAUCUGGGUCCCCGGGACCUCUGUGACCUCAUCUCGUGCCUGUGUCCUCACCCCCUCUGCUCCAGCCACACAGGCCUCUUUCCUGUUCCUGGGGCCCAGGGUUCUCCUGCCUCAAGGCCGUCACGUGGGCUGUGUCUCUGCUGGAACUCACCGGCCCCUCAGCUGCAGGUGCAGACACGCCUCCUUCCCGGCUGUCUGUUCUGAUAUCGCCUUCUCAGUGGGGACUUCUGUGACCCACCUCCCGAGGAGCACUCCAGCCACACCCUCACCCCCACCUCUGGUCCACAUUACCUGCUCUGCGUGUUUCUGUGGAUUCUUUCUGCUUCUACUGUCUGGACCCUGAUGAUACCAAGGCCCCAAGGGGAGAAGAGAGCCAGGAGGUGGGGACUGAGCUGGGCUUGCCCCGUUUGAGUAGAGCUCGUCCCUGGCUUCAUGUGAAAGUGCACUGACUUCUAAAGACUCUUGGUACGUGAGGAAGAAACCCGGAAGAGGAGAACAAAGGAGUCAGGGAUGGCUCUUCCUCAGGGACACUUGACAUUCAGGGACGUGGCCAUCGAAUUCUCUCAAGAGGAGUGGAAAUGCCUGAACUCUGCACAGAGGACUUUAUACAGGGACGUGAUGUUGGAGAACUACAGGAACCUGGUCUCUCUGGAUCUGUCUCAUAACGGUGUGAUCAAGGAAUUAGCACCAAAACAGAAAAGUAACAUGGGGGAAGUAUUCCACACAGUGGCAUUGGAACAGCAUGAAACACCUGACAUGCAAGAGUUUUGCUUCAGGGAAAUCAGGAAAAAAAUACACGACUUCAACUGUCAGUGGAGAUACGAUGAAAGAAAUUACAACAAAGUGACUAUAACCCAAAAAGAAAAUCUUACUUGUAGAAGAGACUACCAUGAUAGAGAAAGUAUAGAAAACAAGUCUAUUAAAAAUCAGCUUGGAUUAAGCUUUCUAUCCCACCCCCCUGAACUGCAGCAAUUUCAAGCUGCAGGGAAAAUUUAUGAAUGUGACCAUGUUGAGAAGUCUGUCAACCAUGGUUCCACAGUGCCACCACUCCAAAUAAUUUCUUCUGCCAUCAAAACCCAUAUUUCUAAUAAAUGUGGGACUGAUUUCAUCUGUUCUUCAUUACUCUCACAAGAACAGAAAUCGUGCAUUAGAGAAAAACCUUACAGAUAUGAGCAUGACAAAGCCUUUAAUCAUGACUCACAUGUGACUGUGCAUCAGGUAAGUCAUUCUGGAGAGAAACAAUACAAAUGUGAUCUAUGUGGCAAGGUCUUUAGUCAAAAAUCAAACCUUGCACGUCAUCGGAGAGUUCAUACUGGGGAGAAACCUUACAAAUGUAAUGAAUGUGAUAAAGGUUUCAGUCGCAACUCAUGCCUUGCGCUACAUCGGAGAGUUCAUACUGGAGAGAAACCUUACAAAUGUUGUGAAUGUGACAAGGUCUUCAGUCGCAAUUCGUGCCUUGCACUGCAUCGGAAAAUUCAUAUUGGAGAGAAACCUUACAAGUGCAAUGAGUGUGGCAAAGCCUUUAGUGUGAGGUCAACACUGACCAACCAUCAGGUAACUCACAGUGGAGAGAAACCUUACAAAUGCAAUGAGUGUGGCAAGGUCUUCAGUCAGACUUCAAGCCUUGCAACUCAUCAGAGAAUUCACACUGGGGAGAAACCAUACAAGUGUAAUGAAUGUGGUAAAGUCUUCAGUCAAACCUCAAGCCUUGCAAGGCACUGGAGAAUUCACACUGGAGAGAAACCUUACAAAUGCAAUGAAUGUGGUAAGGUUUUCAGUUACAAUUCACACCUUGCCAGUCAUCGGAGAGUUCAUACUGGAGAGAAACCUUACAAGUGUACUGAGUGUGGCAAAGCCUUCAGUGUGCAUUCGAACUUAACUACCCAUCAGGUCAUCCAUACUGGAGAGAAGCCUUACAAAUGUAAUGAGUGUGGCAAAGCCUUCAGUGUACAUUCAAGCCUAACCACCCAUCAGGUCAUCCAUACUGGAGAAAAACCUUACGAAUGUAAUGAGUGUGGCAAAUCCUUCAGUGUCCGCCCAAAUCUCACUAGACAUCAGAUAGUCCAUACUGGAAAGAAACCUUACAAAUGUGAUGAUUGUGGGAAGUCUUUUAGUGUGCGCCCAAACCUCAUGAGACAUCAGAUUAUCCAUACUAAGGAGAAACCUUAUAAAAAAAUUAAUAUGGCAAGGUCUUCAGUCAAAGUUUAAAUCUUGUGAGUCAUCAAAGAAUUUAUGUCAGAGAGAAACCUUACGACUAUAAUACAUCUGGCGAGGUUUUCAGUGACAGUUCAAUCCUGCACAGCCACAGAGAAUUUCAUUCCUGACAGAAGCCUUACAAGUACAACAAACCCUUCAUCAUGAGUUCAAGCAUUCCUUGACAUCAGAGUCCAUCUAAAGAGAAAUCAUAUGAGCGUCAUGUAUGUGGCAGAGGCUUAAGUCUCACAACUUACUAGACAUCAAAAUAUACAUCUUUGUAUGUUUUGCGCAUGUUGAAGUGAUUACCCAGGGAUGAACAAACACUAAAACAUCCAAGGAUUUGUGUUACCCAGGGAUGAACAAACACUAAAACAUCCAAGGAUUUGUGUGGGGAAUCAUUCAGUCUAGUUGCGCAUGCUCAACUUUUCAUAUUACACAUUGUAGAAAAAUUGCAAGUCCAAAUAUGUUAAAACCUACAGCAUGAUGUAUAGUAAAGGUUGCAGGAUGUUUGGAAGUCACUGGUUAUCUUCAGAUUUUAAAAUAUUUAGUUAUUUUAGGUGUCUUGCAGGCGACUGCUCUAUACUUUAGAAUUUAUGACUUUCAACCUAAACCUUGAAAUCUGUUGAUAACGCCUCCUUACCCACCUUUCAUGGUGAUGUCUGGGAAAGAAUCAGCAAGAUGGAAGGGCUCAUUGCAUGAGAUGAGGAUGAUUUCUAUUCAAAUUCUUUGAAGAAUCAGGAUUCUGCUUUUGCAAAUUGAAUUACCAAGCAUAGGGGCAGACAGAGAAUAAAGCAAAAUGAUGAUGUUGAUCAUCAUCCUUACUGCGUUCAGGGUGCUCCGACAGAGGGCACUUUGGGUUACAGGAAGGAGAUGCCCCACAAACAGACCUUGAAAUAGAGCAGCCCAAGACCUUAGACACGGGGAUUUGUGGGAGGAGAGUAAUGGACUACUAGUGACUGAUUCCAUGGUGGAAAUAAUUCAGGGGAAAAUGGGGACCACCUUCUACAGGGAAUGGCCAUCGCUGUUGUAUAGGGAAGACUGAAACCACGAACCUCAAAGAUUCGUGGAAACCGCAACCUCAAAGAUGAACCACAAUAGCAUGUUAUUGAUUAGGGAUUCACAGGUACUGCUGGCAUGACAUUUUGCUACUGUUUUAUUCACAAUGCAUCAGAGAUCUCGUGCUAAUUAGUAAAAUUCCAUUUGUCAUAACUAUGAAUGCACCAUGUGCUUUGUACCAACAGAGUUUUACCGCACUUCAGUAGGUUACUUUGUAACAGACAAUCACCACACAUCAUUAGGCUCUUAAGGCUGAAAGAGACAACAAUUUUUUUGUUGUUGUUUUUGGAAUUUAAAUAGAGUGUUGGGAACAUACACUUAGGGAGUGCACUUGAGUAGUUCUCCCCACACCCUGCCUCAGGAUACUUAUGUGAAUGUAAUGCAAAUCUCAAGAAAGUUUUACA